GAGGUCCGGUAGGUCGCACUGGUGAUGCGUGCCUGCGUCACCAGUGUUUGUUCCCUCCUCUUGUGCCUGUCUUGAACCAGACUCCCCGAUUUGUUGGGAGACAACUCUCAACUCUGGGCGCGCAGGCAGCUGGCUCCCGUCAGCACCAACCGACAGACCCGCCAGCCCUUCGGCAACCCAGCCCUUUCCCCAACGUGCCCAGGCUCUCCAGGCCAAAUCUGCAUCUCACGGCCUGCUCAGCCAUCAGAGUGGUCUGCCACACCCUGGCUCCCUUGUCAAAAUCGUCUGCUUGGCUUUUUGGGGCCGAAAAGCCGCAUCCUCGUUUUUUUUUAAAAAAAAAAAAAAUUUAAUAUUUAUUUUUUGUUUAAUUUCUAUUUAUUUAUUUAACUUCUAAUUUUUAAUUUUUUUUAAUAUUUUCAUGAAGAUGGUCAGAGUGCCGAGUAACGAGGCUGCCGCUAUAAAAAUGGGUGUAUAAUGCAUGCAGCUAUCACCUCGGCUUCCCUGGCUUGGCUUUCACAUGAGCGGCAUGUCCUGUCUGUCCUGGUGAUUUUGGACCGGCAUGGCCCGACAGCACGCACGAAACCACGCGAAAGGCAAGCCAAACGGUUUCAUGAGCCCGCCGCGGCCGCUCGGCCUGUCCGGACAUGCAACCUGGAGGUCAAUGGGAGUGGGCGCGCAAUCGCCACCUCUGGGACCUGCUGGCUCGCCGCCGAGGCUGCUGCUGGCAUGUGUGUGAUUCAAUAUUCUCGAGCAAACAAAGCAUCACGCAGCUCAGUGCUCAGCCCCUGGCGGAAUCGUGGCCCACGGGGUCGCGCCCAAGACAGAGCCAAGAUGCGCCGUCGAAGCUCGAAUUUCCCACAUCGGCCUAGCUCGCUCAAUAUACCAAGAAUUCCGGGGUUUCGUGGAGGGGUUUCGUGCGGUGCUGGGCUUGGUACGGAGGCGGGGGGACCUCCAGCCCGCGUCCAGGUCCUGUCAGUAAUGGACGCUCAACGACCUCCCUCUGCACCUAGCAAAGGUUCAGAUAGAUCAUCGCCUGCUCAGAGCCAAUGAGUGGAUUUGAGGCGGCCAGCCAAUACCCGGCCAUCAAACGCAUGCCGCCCAUCUCAAUUCUCAUCCAUUAUCGUCCGCUUCCAAACCAC
This is a messenger RNA of Gaeumannomyces tritici R3-111a-1, 1139 nucleotides long. RefSeq lists its product as hypothetical. Lineage: Eukaryota; Fungi; Ascomycota; Sordariomycetes; Magnaporthales; Magnaporthaceae. The record is from RefSeq and is a predicted model, not a curated record. Bases 475 to 1050 code for a protein of 191 amino acids. The transcript is spliced from 2 exons.